Messenger RNA from Coffea arabica (coffee), 1623 nucleotides. The record is from RefSeq and is a predicted model, not a curated record. NCBI's taxonomy places the organism in Eukaryota, Viridiplantae, Streptophyta, Magnoliopsida, Gentianales, Rubiaceae.
AUGGAUAAGAGUUGGAUGUGGAAAGAUAGAAGAAGUGGUGAAUUUGAAAAGGGUUUGGAAUUAUUCUUAAACUAUGCAUUUAAGCAUUCAAGUCAUGGGAAUGGAAUGAUUGCUUGUCCAUGUUCAGAAUGUAAAUGUGGAGUAUGUGUGUCUAGGGCAGAUGCAAAAAUUCAUUUGAAGGUAUUUGGAUUUCUUAAGGGAUACACACAGUGGGUAGCUCAUGGGGAAUUUGUAUACUCUUCUGCACCGAUACAGACCUCAGACAAUGUUCCUCAUAACGUAUCUGAUAUAGGUGAUGACAUGAAUGGUCUAGUUCAUGAAGCCUUAGGAAUACCUCAACAAGAUCCUGCUAUGGCUGGUACAUUUGAAUCUAAUCAGGAACUACCGAAUUCAGUUGCUGAAAAGUUUUAUAAGUUAAUUGAUGAUUCUCAACAAGAACUCUACCCUGGUUGUAAAAAUUUUUCCAAGAUUUCGUUCAUAAUUCGCUUGCUUCACUUGAAGUGUCUGGGUAAAUGGAGUAACAAAAUCUUUGAUAUGCUUCCUGAUUUGUUAAGAGAAGCAUUUCUUGAAGCCAUGGAAAAAUUGCCUAAAUCUUACUAUGAGUCUGAAAAAUUAAUGAAAGAAUUAGGACUUGGAUAUGAAAAGUAUGAUGCUUGUCCUAAUGAUUGCACUUUGUAUUGGGGGGUAAAUGCAAAAAGAACUUGUUGUGAAACAUGCAAAGAACUUAGAUGGGAAGCAUCAGAAAAUGAUCCAUCCGGUGAGAAAAGAAAAGUCGCACGUAAGGUUUUAUGGCAUUUUCCACUAAAACCCAGGUUGCAACGUUUAUUUAUGUCAUCUAAAACUGCAAAGCAUAUGAGAUGGCACUCGGAGGGUCGUACUAAGGAUGGUUAUAUGAGGCACCCUGCUGAUUCCCCAGCUUGGAAAACUUUCGAUUAUCAGCAUACAAAUUUUUCUAAGGAUUCUCGUAAUGUUAGGUUGGGAUUGGCUUCCGAUGGAUUUAAUCCAUUCAAAAGUAUGAGCUCUACUCAUAGUACAUGGCUGGUGAUUUUGAUACCUUAUAAUUUACCGCCUUGGAUGUGUAUGAAACAGCCAUAUUUAAUGUUGUCAUUGUUGAUACCAGGUCCACAUGCUCCUGGUAAUGAUAUUGAUGUAUAUUUACAACCUCUAAUCAAAGAAUUGAAAGAAUUGUGGGAGAUGGGGAUCAAUACAUAUGAUGCAUCUUGCAAACAAAACUUUCAAUUAAGAGUAGCAUUAUUAUGGACUAUCAGUGAUUUUCCUGGCUAUGCAGUUUUAUCCGGUUGGAGUACUAAAGGAAAAUAUGCAUGCCCUGUUUGUCAUAAACACACAACUUCACAACGGUUAAGGCAUAAGGAUUGUUAUAUGGGCCAUAGAAAAUUUUUGGAUCCGGCUCAUACUUUUAGGAAGAAUUCUCGAGCUUUUAAUGGAAAGGAAGAACAUGGGAGAGCUCCUGAAAAAUUGAUGGGGUCUACAAUUUUAUCUGAAUUGAAAAAUUUUCAAAUCAGAUUUGGAAAAUUAGUUGAUGAUAAUCCAACAUUGCCAUUCAGUUGGAAAAAGUUGAGCAUUUUCUUUGAUCUUCCUUAUUGGAAAGAUAAUAACAUAUAA